AUGGAUGUGAAAGUCAAGAUCGAGUGCCACUGCAAACUCACCUCCUUCUCCCUUUCGAUCCCGUCGCUGCUGCUGCCCCUGAAAUCGGCGCUGUGCCACUGCUCCUCGUGCCGGCACGCGACGGGCCAGCUGUUUGCGACCUGGGCCGUGAUCCCCGCGGACCUGCCACCCGGCGUUCUGGGCGGUGGCGGCGGGGAUCUGGUCAAGUACGAGUCAUCGCCGACGUGCCAGCGCUGGUUUUGCAGGCGGUGCGGCGCGAGCGUCAUCAACGUCGACGGCGGCCAGGGCCAGGAAGAGUGGGAGGUGGGCACGGGGGUGCUCUACUUCCUCGACGACGACGGCAGCCCGAAGGGAUUGGAGGGGAAAUUGAACCGCGUGCAGCUCUGGGUACAGGACGUCAAGGGGGACGGCGGCGCGGUGGGGUGGAUCAACCAGGGAAAACUUCAAGGGAUGGAUCGGCACUGGACGGGGCGGCAGAGUGAGAUGGUCGGCGACGACGAUGUCAGGGACCUCAUGAUGCAACGCGCAGCCAGCACCAGAAACGAGGGCGAGCGGCUCGCUGCGCAGUGUCGCUGCAAAACCGUCAGGUUCGAAAUCUCACAGCCUCACGGCGACCACAAUGCCGGAACGGGCAGGUUCGAAGCGAGCCUCGACGCAUGCACGUCCUGUCGGACCGUGACCGGGUUGGAAAUCACCUGCUGGGCCACGGUGCCAAAGGGUCUCGUCGUCGCGGAACCCAAUCUCGAGGCACUGCUGGUUGACACGGCGAGGUUGGGCCACUACAAGACGUCGGCGGAUGUGAGCCGAUAUUUCUGUGCACAGUGUGGCGCCACGGUUUUCUACUACAAGCACGGCCUUGAGACCAUCGACGUCGCCCUGGGACUUCUGGAGCCCGGAACCGAGGGGGCUGUUCGCGUGGAGUCGUGGCUCGCAUGGCAGAAGUAUCCCAAGUGUUUGGCGUAUGUAGAAGAUGCAGUCGACACGGUAUUCGUCAGCAAUUUGGGGGAAGGCAUGAAGCAUUGGGAGAGGUGA
Messenger RNA from Cladophialophora immunda, 1032 nucleotides. RefSeq lists its product as uncharacterized. The record is from RefSeq and is a predicted model, not a curated record. The transcript has a single exon. Bases 1 to 1032 code for a protein of 343 amino acids. Lineage: Eukaryota; Fungi; Ascomycota; Eurotiomycetes; Chaetothyriales; Herpotrichiellaceae. Gene Ontology annotation, molecular function: carbon-sulfur lyase activity.